UCCUAGGUUGAUAGAGAUGCAACAAACCGUUAAUAAUGUAACAAAAAUUUAUUGAUAACGAAAACAUCAAGAAACAAAACAUUAUGUUUUUAUUGAAUACAAAAACAUUUAUUUUCAACUAAAUAUAGUCUUUAUCAAUGAUUUAGUGUGUUCUUAUUAAAAGUUACUAACACAGUUUUAUUGAAUACAAAAACAUUGAUAAUAAAGUAUAAAAAUAAUAACGUCAUAAAGAGUUUUAUUAACAAUUCAUGUAAAAGUUGAUAAUAACGAUUAUUAAACAUUUGAUAAUGAAAACUAUAUGUGCACACAUGACAUGAUGUUACUCAUUAAUGAAAAAUUGACAACGUUAAAUAUAAUCACCAAACAAGUCUAAUAAACAAUUAAGGGUAAUGUCUAUUUUUUAUCCAAACCUUUUUUAUAUUCUUUUAUAUUAUCCAACCUAUCGAAAUACUAAGAAUUAGCCAAAUGCUAACUUUCAGUUAGCAAUUUUGUUAGUAAUAUUGACUUGGCAAACAUGAUACUGACUGGGAAGAGGGCAUAAGGGGCAUGAUGACUUGACGUCAUCCUCACCUUCCUCCAGCUUAUCACCGGCAGUCUGCUCAGGGUUCCAAACUCAACGGUGGAAACUAAACACGAGGGUUACACAUGAAUGUCAACAUUCCAAAAAUUUAGUAUUUUAACUAAGAAAAGCGUUACAAAAUUAUGGGCUAAUACCACUACAACACCUGAACUAUCCGGAAAAUGCCACUUGUGUCCUAUUGUUUCCAAUAUUCCAUCUGUAUCUUGAACUAUUAUUUCGUUAGUGUUGACCGGCGUUGACCGUUAGUAUUUAACAGAAAAUCCAGUCAGAGUUGACGUGCCGUCUGACUUGGAAUUUUCAUUUAUUUUUCCAUCUAAAAUUAUUAAAAUAAGCAAAACAAAAUAAAAAAUUAUGGAAAAUUACAAAAAUAAAACAAUAACUCAAAUCAAUUCACUUUCUUUCUCUCCAACUUCUGAAGAAAAAUCCGCACCUUCUCUCCAAAACUUCAAUCAACUGCAUCCGAUCCGUCGUUCGUCGCCUAAUCUCCAACCGUCCUUUUCCUUUGAUCUCCGAUGAACCCCCAUAGACGACCCUGCUUCUCUAGCCCUUUCUCUCUCCACAGGUCUGUCUCUCCUCUCCUACACGAUUCCCCUGUUUCAAUGGAAUGGAGGUGGAGGAAGACACAGAGAAGCUGGCGGAGUGAGGAACGCAAGGGUAGGAGGAGUAGUUGGGCUGGAGCGCCUUCGCUGCUGCUGGUUUCUUCGCAGUGGAAGUAAACUGGAGCGGCGCCUUCAUCUCUUACUCAACUGGAUCUAUCGGCGCUCAUCGUCGAUGAUUUUGCGGCGGCGGGUUAUGAUCGAGCUAACUUCAGAUCCAUUGUCUGGUGUUUAAGGUGAUUUGGGAGAUUUUCCUGGUGGAUGUUGAAAAUGAAACGCAGAUCUAGAUCUGUAGUGGUGUAACCAGAAGAACGAAAAGUGGAAGGAAUUUUUCGAACUGGGAAAUCUUUUAGGGAGCGAGAGGUGAAUCGACAUUCGGUUUGGGACCUUCAGCUUGGAAGGCAUAUAGAUGGGAGUUUGAUCUUGCGUAGGUGGUCAUUGGUGGAGCCGCUGUGCCGGGAGGUUUUCCUCGCUCUUGCUGGAGAUUGGAAUGGGGUGAAUGGUUUGGAACAAAGCUCUCCAAAGUUGUGGUCGAUUGCUGCUACCGCGACGACGGAAGCGAGGAGGAAAGGAGGCUGACUCGCGACGGAAGGGCGAUGAAUCUGGUGACGGAUUCACAGCUCCUUUCUCCAGCUACAGGUCCCGGCGAGUUGCAAUUCUCUCAGACGCCAAUCCCGUCCAGAUCCCCAAACUCGAAAUUAGGGAUUGCAAACAAAGGUUGAGCUGGCGGAACAAUGUUUGCAGCAGUGGCUCCGGUGGCGGCUCUUCCAUCCGCUUAUCCUCAGGAGGCUCCGGUGGUGGUGGCGCAACAUUGUUUGCAGCAGUGGCUCCAGUGGUUGAGGAUGCACAUUUUGCAGUCGAAAGAAGAGGAGGCGGAGGCGGAGAGAAGAUAUUAGGUUGAAAAAUAAUAUUAAUUUUAGGUUAAAAUAAUAUUCUAGAAUUUAAAGUUUUUUCAAUUUUUUAUUUUCAAAAUUUUAUUUAAUUUAAAUUAAAAAUGUGAGGUGUCAAUGACUUGGCAUUGCCACGUAAGCAAAAGUCAAUGUUAAGUUGACCGUCGUUUGGUCAACUGUUAUCUUUAACGGUCAACACAAUUGGUAGGAUACAAAUGACACAAAAUAUAAUAGUUCAGGACACAGAUGGAAUAUUGGAAACAAUAGGACACAAGUGGCAUUUUCCGGAUAGUUUGAGUGUUGUAGUGGUAUUAGCCCCAAAAUUAUUAACGAUAACGUAAAAAUGGCUAAUAUUUUGAUGCAUUAUAAAAGAUUUGGUUAAUUAAUAGCAUUUUAAUAGGUUUGGAUAAUAUAAAAGAUUCUGAAAAAAGUUUGAAUAAAAAAUAUACAUUACCCAACAAUUAUGACAACAUUUUGGGAGCUUAUUACUAAUAGUAUCAAUAAUGAUAAUGUUGUGAAUCAACUCAAUAAUAUAAUUGUAAAGAAUCAAUACGUAUAUUGAAAUUGUUAAUAAUGAUAAUGUAUAGUAAUAAUGAUUUAUUUCAUAAACGUUGAUAUUUUCAUUGCAAAAAGUUAAUAUUACAUUGCAAGUUGUCCCGAAAUGAGAGAGCAGAUUUUUAAUUUUUAAUUUCUAUUUUAAAAAGGGGGAAAUUAUUAAGUUCAAUUUUUAUUAAAUAUUAAAAUCUAAUUAAAUUAAUUUCGGGUUUCCUUUUAAUUAUAACGGAGAGAGAGGAUUAUGGAGAAAGUUAUGAGAGAAAAGAUAAAGAAAAUAAUCAAUUAUUAAUAUUAAUUAUAUUUGAAAUACUCUAUUUAUCCUCAACUACCUAUUAACUAUUAACUCAUUAUUAACUAUCUAAUCCACUAUCAACCAAUAGAAUGACUUAAGUAAUAUGCUCAAACUUUUGGGUCUAAGUAAAGGAACUAGGGGUGGGCAAACGGUUCGGUAAACCCGAACCGAAACCGAAUUAAUGCUAUUCGGUUCGGAAUUCGGAAGGAAAAUAUGAAUAGUUCGGAAAUCAGGGUUCUUUCAACCGAACCGAAUUUCUGAAUUUCCGACCGAAAAACCGAAAUACUAUAAUUGCAAGCUCCAAAUGGUGGAUUUUUAUGUUUGUGGUUGUUUUUAGACUUAAAUAUUUGAAAUGUUUUAUGACUUAUGUGUUGAAAAGUUUGGUUUUAUCAUUGAUGAUGCAUAUAAUUGAUAUUUAUUGUUUAUAUUAGGGGUGAAAAAUGAUUUAAAAGUGAGAAAAUACAAGUAGCUUCACAAAUUUGGUUUUGUGUGAAAAACCAAACGAACCGAAUUAUAGUUCGCUUUAAACCGAUCGAACCGAAUUAUAAUUUGGUUCGAAUUCGGUUUGAGGUUUGGGAGAAUUCGAGGACCCGGUAUUCAUAAUUUCGGUUCGGUCGAAACCGAACCGACCGAAUGCCCACCCCCAAUGUAGUCAAAAUCCCGAUUUUAAUCUUAAAAUCUUACAAUUUUACGAUCUUACCUAUGGGUUCCGAUCAUGAUUUUAUUGUAAAAUCUUUGAACCUUAAAAUCCCAUAAAAUCCCGAUUUAGAACUCUAAAAUCCUUAAAAUCUACGAUUUCUACGAUUUUGUACGAUUUCAAGGUUCACAUCAAUUGGAGCAAAAUGAGGCUGGUCAAGUCCGGUUCUGCCCAUAAACCAAGUCAAGUUUACUUCUCACGACCCAACAUAAUGAACAACGCAACCCUAACCCAAUAGACAACACUCAAUUUAUUUUCAUUAUCUUCAUCGUAUCUUCCUCUUUCGCAUGUCGACGCCCAACUCUUUCCUUCAACAAUAUCUUCCACUCUCCCAAUUAGCUUGUAGGUUUUUCCCACCACCCUCACAAAAAUCCAAAUCUCCAUUCCAUUGCAAUCUUUCGUUCAUCUCUCAAUCCUUCAGCAACACUAUCCCCAACCUUUUAUCAAUUAAGAAGAGAAUGCACC
This is a messenger RNA of Linum trigynum, 4075 nucleotides long. Lineage: Eukaryota; Viridiplantae; Streptophyta; Magnoliopsida; Malpighiales; Linaceae. The record is from the annotation of a GenBank genome assembly.